Molecule: messenger RNA, 2617 nt
Organism: Eucalyptus grandis
Lineage: Eukaryota; Viridiplantae; Streptophyta; Magnoliopsida; Myrtales; Myrtaceae
Product: DEAD-box ATP-dependent RNA helicase 7
Exons: 14
Coding region: 153-2267 (704 amino acids)
Molecular function (GO): ATP binding; RNA binding; RNA helicase activity
Source: RefSeq, a predicted model, not a curated record
CUCCUCUCCUCUUUGUCCCUCUCCUUCUCUUUCUCCUGCUUCUGCUGCUCACCGCCACACCAUUCUCCAAGCAGGAGAAGAGAAGAGAGGACAAAACCCGCCCCCGCCCUUCAAACUCCUCUCGCCGUUCCUGCCAGUUGACAGCUUCAUCGAUGCCUUCGAUAGUUGUCUCCGAUUCAGUUCAGUCCCCCGACAACUCCAAAAGCAAAAGCAAAGAGAAGAAGAUGAAGGUGAAGGUCCAGCUCGAGGCCGACGGCGGCUUCGAGUCUCCGGCGUCGGACAAGAAGCACAAGAAGGAAAAGAAGAGCGGCGGCAAGAGCUCCGAAUCCAAGCAGCCGAAGGUCCUGGAGCAUCAGGAGGAUGCGAAGAAGGAGAAGAAGAGGAAGGCGUUGGAGCUGCGCGAGGACGAUGAUGACGAUAAGAGCGAGACCAGCUCCGAGCUGGUCGACCCCGAGAACUUGAAGGGGAAGAAGAAGAAGGCAAAGCUGAGCGACGGCGACGAUGAGGUGGCUCAGGAGGAGAACCCCAACGCCGUGUCGAAUUUCAGGAUCUCGGACAGCCUGAGGUUGAAGCUGAAGGACAAUAAGAUCGAGGCUUUGUUCCCCAUUCAGGCCAUGACGUUUGAUAUCGUCCUCGAUGGGACUGAUUUGGUCGGCCGUGCCCGCACUGGUCAGGGCAAAACUCUAGCUUUUGUCUUGCCCCUUUUGGAAUCUCUGACGAAUGGGCCUGCAAAAACCUCAAGGAAGACAGGAUAUGGUAGGCCACCAAGUGUUUUGGUGCUUCUACCUACUAGGGAAUUGGCCAAGCAGGUGUUCUCUGAUUUUGAAGUAUAUGGUGGAGCAGUGGGCUUAACAUCAUGUUGUUUGUAUGGUGGAGCACCCUAUCAUGCUCAGGAGAGCCAUCUGAGGAGAGGGGUUGAUAUAGUAAUUGGAACACCUGGCCGUGUGAAAGACCACAUUGAGAGGGGAAAUAUUGACUUGAGCUCUUUAACCUUCCGUGUCCUUGAUGAGGCUGAUGAAAUGCUAAGGAUGGGUUUUGUUGAAGAUGUGGAGCUAAUUCUUGGCAAGGUGAAGGAUACAAGUAAAGUUCAGACGCUGCUCUUUAGCGCAACCUUACCAGACUGGGUGAAGGGUAUUUCUUCCAGGUUCCUUAAACAGAACAAGAGAACUAUAGAUCUAGUAGGUAAUGAGAAAAUGAAGGCCAGCACCAAUGUUAGGCAUAUUGUCAUUCCUUGUACAAGUGCAGCUAGACCUCAGCUUAUCCCAGACAUAAUACGCUGUUACAGCAGUGGAGGCCGUACCAUAAUUUUUACCGAGACAAAGGAAUGUGCUUCUCAACUUUCGGGAUUGUUGCCUGGAGCACGGCCCUUGCAUGGAGACAUACAGCAAUCCCAGCGAGAGGUUACACUUGCUGGUUUCAGGUCUGGCAAGUUUAUGAUAUUAGUGGCCACGAAUGUGGCGGCACGAGGAUUGGACAUCAAUGAUGUCCAGUUAAUUAUCCAGUGCGAGCCUCCACGUGAUGUUGAAGCAUAUAUUCACAGAUCUGGACGCACAGGGAGAGCUGGCAAUACUGGAGUAGCUGUCAUGCUGUACGAUCCAAGAAGGGCAAAUGUAUCUAAGAUUGAAAGAGAGUCUGGUGUAAAAUUUGAACACAUCGCUGCUCCGCAGCCAAGUGAUGUUGCUCAAGCUGCUGGUGUUGAAGCUGCAGAAUCAAUAACACAAAUUUCUGAUAGUGUUAUUCCGGCAUUCAAAUCUGCAGCCGAGCAACUACUGAACACAUCAGGCAUGUCAGCAGUUGAAUUACUUGCAAAGGCUCUUGCUAAGGCUUCUGGUUAUAGUGAAAUAAAGAGCAGAUCACUGCUUUCGUCACUUGAAAACCAUGUAACCUUACUUCUUGAGGCUGGAAGGCCCAUUUAUACACCUUCGUUUGCUUUCGGUGUCUUGAGGAGAUUCUUGCCUGAAGACAAAGUAGAGUCUGUGAAGGGUCUUACUCUCACAGCUGAUGGAAAUGGCGUUGUAUUUGAUGUGGCAGCUGAAGAUCUAGAUACUUUCCUUGCUGGUCAGGAGAAUGCAGCGAAUGUAAGCUUAGAGGUGGUAAAAACAUUGCCGCGUCUCCAGGAGAGAGAGCAAUCAAGAGGGGGAAGAUUUGGCGGCGGGGGUGGUCGUGGUGGCUAUGGUGGUAGGGGUGGUGGUGGUUUUUCUGGCCAAAGGAAUGGUCGGUUUUCUGGUGGCUUUGGCGGGAGAGGCCGUGGCAAUUAUAGAAGGUGAUAAAGUAAUCUGCAGCCAGUCUCUUGGUGUCGGAGCUUUCCAGAAUAAAAGAAGGCAUCACUUUAUGUUGAUGCAGAAAUUUUGGCUGAUUUUAUGAUUUUACGAACGUAGCCUCAAGCGUCUGUAACGGAUGACCCACCGUAGGAUAAACUAUCUGGUACCGUGGUCCCAUAGUUUUCUAAUAUAUUUUGGUAUAAUUUCUCAAGUCAACUUUGUUUUUUUUUUCCUAAUUUUUUGUGGGGGCGCUUUGAUGAUGCCUCCACCUUUCUAAUUUUUUGUUUUUGUUGCAAUUGUGAGUUGUACGCUUGAGUAUAUAUUCUUGAUCAGUUCAAUAUAAGAGUUGUUUCCUA